AUGCUAGCGAAGCGUGGUUUGGCAAGAGCCUCUCGGGUCCACUUCAGGGUGGUGAUAUCGGUCAUCUGGAUAGCUGGUGGUGUCAUGGCAGCUCCCUUCGCAUACGGGUUACGGGUCACCAAGGCACCUGUACCCUACUUCCCUCUCAACAGCUGCAGUGAAACCAGAGAGAUGGAAAUAUUCGCUGCUUUUGAAGAAUCCUGGAGAACUUGUGGCCUGAGAGAUUAUCUAACGAACAGCAUUGGAGAACCAAAAGAGAACUUCCUUUCCAUCUUGAAAUAA
Nezara viridula (southern green stink bug) is the source of this 282-nucleotide messenger RNA. The record is from the annotation of a GenBank genome assembly. Lineage: Eukaryota; Metazoa; Arthropoda; Insecta; Hemiptera; Pentatomidae.